This is a messenger RNA of Penicillium arizonense, 2187 nucleotides long. Its product is annotated as WASP family protein. Bases 1 to 2187 code for a protein of 728 amino acids. The transcript has 4 exons. Lineage: Eukaryota; Fungi; Ascomycota; Eurotiomycetes; Eurotiales; Aspergillaceae. Gene Ontology annotation, molecular function: actin binding. The record is from RefSeq and is a predicted model, not a curated record.
AUGGCGGUGCGGCGGAAGGCCCAGGUCACUCCGGUGUACUGGGUCCCCCGCCUACGUCUUCUCACUUCCCUCAUCAUCUCCAACUCCCAAGGCUACCGCCGGUCGGCUCCUCUCCACCUACCUCUCUCCCUCCGAUCCGGAAUACCUCAAUCUCCCCCCUUAUACUCCGUACCUCCCGCCGCUAUCCUAUUAGUCGCAACCCUUCGAACUACACAUUUCUUCUCUUCGUCUACUGUGGGCUCCCCUGAAAUCACCAUGCCCUCUAUCCUCAGCGAUUCCGACAAGGAGACUGUCAAGCGGAAUGUCCCCAAACCCGCCAACAAGAUCCUCGCCGUAGCUGUCGCACGACUCUACGUUGCCUACCCCGACGGACAGCGAUGGACAUUUACCGGUAUUCAAGGGGCUGCAGUUCUCUGCAAUGACCUCGUAGGAAGAACCUUUUGGCUGAAGAUAGUCGAUGUCUCGCCUGCUGGAAGAGGCGUGAUAUGGGACCAGGAGCUCUAUGACAACUUUGCUUACAACCAGGACCGAACCUUCUUCCAUACAUUCGAACUUGAAGACUGCGCCGCCGGAUUAUCCUUCGUUGACGAAAAGGAGGCCAAGACCUUUAUCAAGAAGGUGCAUGAGCGGGAGAAACAUGCGAGCAAAGAGACACUCAAGACCCCGUUCGCAUCAACCCGGGGACAGGGGCCGGCUCCUAUUGCCAAUGGGAAGGUUGGUCGGUCUUUGUUCGGUAGCUUGCUGCAUCGUUCGAGCGCAGCUCCAAGUGCGCCGCCGCCGACAGCACCUGCGCCGACAAUACAGGUUGCUCCUCCCCCGACACUGGCCCCAAGCGCGCCUCCAAGUGCGCCUCCAAGUGCGCCUGCUGCUAAGCCAGACCUGCCAUUCGAUGCAAAGCUGUUGGACGAGCUCAAGGAGAUGGGAAUUACCGAAGACCAAAUUGCCGAGAACUCCGAUUUCAUCAAGAUGUACAUUGAUCAGAAGCAAGCGGCAGCUCAACCAGAGCCUGCCGAGGAACAGAGCAAGCCUAAAGCCGCCCCUCCUCCGCCUCCUGCUCCAAAGGUGAACACAAUCAGCCCUCAAGACACAGGAUCCAGCUCGUCAAGCCGACGCGGCCCCCCACCACCCCCUCCAUCUCGAAAGGCACGCCCCGAAGCAGCAGAGGAACCAGUUUCUCCUCGUGAACCAUCUCCGCCUGCCCGCAGAUUCAACGCUCCUCCUCCACUUGCAGAUGCAGGCAAAUUUGCCGAACCAGCUGGCCCGGCGCCGCCGCGCCGUCCACGCGCAACAUCGAAUGUUAAUCCUGGUCCUCCGCCGCCACCGCGCCCCCCGAAAACCCCCAUGGAAGAGAACCAACCUAGUCAAUCUCGAUUCGGGGUACCACCGGCGUUCUCUGGUGAUCGCAAGGUCUCCGCGCCGCCGGCACCACCAAGCCGUAGCCCUGCACCAGGUGGACCUCCUCCCCCGCCGCCUCGUGCGAUGAGCCCAGCAGCACCACCCCAAUUACCGCCUAAAGUUCCGGCUACAACUACUAUGACAGGGCCCCCUCCUCCUCCACCCGCCAGGGGUCCUGUAUCUCCACCACCGCCUCCUCGACCUGUGCCAGCCGCGCCAUCUUCUCCUGCUGCGGUUCCACCACCACCGCCCCGUGGCCCAAUCUCGCCUCCGCCCCCUCCUCCGCCAUCUGUACCUACAUCAUCUCCGAGUCUUCCCCCUCCACCGCCUCCGCCGCCUGGCUCUGCGGCGCCUGGUGGCCCUCCACCUCCUCCUCCAGGGCGUGGCGGUCCUUCGAUGCCUCCUCCCCCGCCUCCUCCUGCAGGUGGUUCUGGGGCACCUGGAGGACCACCUCCACCCCCCCCUCCUGGUCGAUCUGGCGGUGUCCCACCUCCACCUCCCCCUGCUGGGGGUGCCGCACCACCCUUACCCAAGAGCACCGGUGGACGCGAUGAUCUCCUGGCGUCCAUCCGAGCCUCCGGUAGUGGAGGCCUGCGCAAGGUCAAAGACUCUGACAAGAAAGAUCGAAGUGCUGCCUUGGUGCCCGGUGGUGCUAACGAGUCUGCUGGGAGCCCCAGCGGAGGAGGUGCUCCUCAGGGUGGUCUGGCUGGCGCAUUGCAAGAUGCCCUCAACAAGAGAAAACAGAGGGUCAGCGGAAGUGAUGAUGAGAAAGACAACGAUGACGAUUGGUGA